AAGAAGAAGAAAUGGAUGAUAAUCAGGUACAACAAGAACUCGAAUAUGAGUUAGAAGAUGAGUUAGAAGAAUAUGAAAAUUACUAUUCUGAAGAAAGUACUAUUGAUGAUAUUCUUGAAGAUUAUUAUAUGUUUCAAGAGAAAGAAGACAUUAAUCCUACCCUAUAUUUGACCGAAUAUCUUCACAAGGAAAUCAAAGUCGAUCAACUUUUGCUCAACAAAGCUCAGAGACAACAA
Dentiscutata erythropus is the source of this 236-nucleotide messenger RNA. The record is from the annotation of a GenBank genome assembly. NCBI's taxonomy places the organism in Eukaryota, Fungi, Glomeromycota, Glomeromycetes, Diversisporales, Gigasporaceae.